AGUUUCCCGCUCGGAGGCAAGGGCGUGCGAGGGGAUCCAGAUAUUCAAGGAUCUGAGGUUUCGGCCUCGAGGUCUUGGGCGGGGGACUGGGCAGGCUGCGCGGGGUCCCAGCGGGGAGACGGCUCGGGUGGGCGGCCGGGGGUGUCAGGGGCUGCGGGCGGCGGACAAAGCGGCGGCACCACCCCGCGGCGCGGGCCAAUGGAAUGAAUGGGCUAUAAAUAGCCGCCAAUGGGCGGCCCUCGUUGCGUCCCUUAAGAGCCGCGGGAGCGCGGAGCAGCCGCUGUUCGCCUGCGUCGCUCCGGGAGCUGCCGACGGACGGAGCGCCCCCGCCCCCGCCCGGCCGCCCGCCCGCCGCCGCCAUGCCCUUCUCCAACAGCCACAACGCGCUGAAGCUGCGCUUCCCCGCCGAGGACGAGUUCCCGGACCUGAGCGCCCACAACAACCACAUGGCCAAGGUGCUGACCCCCGAGCUGUACGCGGAGCUGCGCGCCAAGAGCACGCCGAGCGGCUUCACGCUGGACGACGUCAUCCAGACAGGCGUGGACAACCCGGGCCACCCGUACAUCAUGACCGUGGGCUGCGUGGCGGGCGACGAGGAGUCCUACGACGUGUUCAAGGAUCUCUUCGACCCCAUCAUCGAGGACCGGCACGGCGGCUACAAGCCCAGCGAUGAGCACAAGACCGACCUCAACCCCGACAACCUGCAGGUGCGGGGCGGCGGGCGGGCCGGGCGGGCCGGGCCGGGGUCUCCGGGCGCUCACUCCCGUCUCGCCCCCCAGGGCGGCGACGACCUGGACCCCAACUACGUGCUGAGCUCGCGGGUGCGCACGGGCCGCAGCAUCCGCGGCUUCUGCCUGCCCCCGCACUGCAGCCGCGGGGAGCGCCGCGCCAUCGAGAAGCUCGCGGUGGAAGCCCUGUCCAGCCUGGACGGCGACCUGGCGGGCCGGUACUACGCGCUCAAGAGCAUGACGGAGGCGGAGCAGCAGCAGCUCAUCGACGACCACUUCCUCUUCGACAAGCCCGUGUCACCUCUGCUGCUGGCCUCGGGCAUGGCCCGCGACUGGCCCGACGCCCGCGGUAUCUGGCACAAUGACAAUAAGACCUUCCUGGUGUGGGUCAACGAGGAGGAUCACCUGCGGGUCAUCUCCAUGCAGAAGGGGGGCAACAUGAAGGAGGUGUUCACCCGCUUCUGCACCGGCCUCACCCAGAUUGAAACUCUCUUCAAGUCUAAGAACUAUGAGUUCAUGUGGAACCCUCACCUGGGCUACAUCCUCACCUGCCCAUCCAACCUGGGCACAGGGCUGCGGGCAGGAGUGCACAUCAAGCUGCCCCACCUGGGCAAGCAUGAGAAGUUCUCGGAGGUGCUUAAGCGGCUACGACUUCAGAAGCGAGGCACAGGCGGUGUGGACACGGCUGCAGUGGGCGGGGUCUUCGACGUCUCCAACGCUGACCGCCUGGGCUUCUCGGAGGUGGAGCUGGUGCAGAUGGUGGUGGACGGAGUGAAGCUGCUCAUCGAGAUGGAGCAGCGGCUGGAGCAGGGCCAGGCCAUCGACGACCUCAUGCCUGCCCAGAAGUGAAGCCCGGCCCACACCCGACACCAGCCCUGCUGCUUCCUAACUUAUUGCCUGGGCAGUGCCCACCAUGCACCCCUGAUGUUCGCCGCCUGGCGAGCCCUUAGCCUUGCUGUAGAGACUUCGUCACCCUUGGUAGAGUUUAUUUUUUUGAUGGCUAAGAUACUGCUGAUGCUGAAAUAAACUAGGGUUUUGGCCUGCCUGCCUCUGA
This is a messenger RNA of Macaca mulatta (Rhesus monkey), 1782 nucleotides long. RefSeq names its product creatine kinase B (gene CKB). Gene Ontology annotation, biological process: phosphocreatine biosynthetic process. NCBI's taxonomy places the organism in Eukaryota, Metazoa, Chordata, Mammalia, Primates, Cercopithecidae. Gene Ontology annotation, molecular function: creatine kinase activity. The record is from RefSeq and is a predicted model, not a curated record.